Molecule: messenger RNA, 801 nt
Organism: Lycium ferocissimum
Lineage: Eukaryota; Viridiplantae; Streptophyta; Magnoliopsida; Solanales; Solanaceae
Exons: 3
Coding region: 1-801 (266 amino acids)
Molecular function (GO): zinc ion binding
Source: RefSeq, a predicted model, not a curated record
AUGGUAUCAAAGAUUUACUCUAAAGUACACCACAGAUGUUGCACGAGGCAUCUUACUGAAAAUGCAAGAAAAGAAUUUCAUUGUGGAGAUUUCCUUGGACAUUUUUAUCAUACAACUAAAGCAUACUGUAAAGAUGUGUUCAAUGACCAUUUUGAAGAAACUAGAUAUAUCAAUGCAGAAGUCGCCGAUUAUCUUGAGAAUGUUGGCUUCCGUAAAUGGAAUAGAGCAUACUUCCCAGGAAAUAGGUAUGAUGUAUUGACGUCAAACAUUGCUGAGUCUGUUAACUCAAUGUUUAAUAAAGAAAGAGAAUUCCCCAUUACUGCCCUAUUCAAUACUAUAAAUGAAGACACAUUCACCAUCACCGGGGAAAGUGGGGUCUCAAUGGUUGAUCUACGAAGAAAAACAUGUUCGUGUCGCGAGUUUGACUUGGAAAAAAUACCUUGUUCACAUGCUAUGGCAGCCCUUAGAAGUAAAUUCGGAGAUGAAUAUGGAAAGAUGGUUUUUGAGUACUCUUCUUCGUAUUAUAAGGUAGAGUUAUACGUGCUUGCAUAUACAGACCCAAUCUUUCCAGUGCCAGCUGAAGAAUUUUGGAGCCCUCCUCUGGAGAUUUUACAGAGACGAAUACCUCCACCUGAAAAGAAAACCAAACGGGGAAGGAAACGGAUGAAGCGGGUACCUGGAGUUGCGGAAGGAUUUUCAAAGAAGAAGUUUAAUAAAUGCUCCUUAUGCAAAAGAUUUGGCCACAAAAAAAUACAUGCCCUACAAGACGAGGUGGUGAUGCAGGAACAAGCCGUGGUGUAG